Molecule: messenger RNA, 3895 nt
Organism: Megalopta genalis
Lineage: Eukaryota; Metazoa; Arthropoda; Insecta; Hymenoptera; Halictidae
Gene: Lrt
Product: Leucine-rich tendon-specific protein
Molecular function (GO): protein binding
Source: RefSeq, a predicted model, not a curated record
GUCCCCACCGUGUGGACACGGCGGAGGCGACGUUUUCUCGGCACGAGUGCCCACCGCGUGCCUCGUGCACAGUAUCAGCUAGUACCACGUCGUCGUACGGUCGUUCUUCGUCGCGUUUACAAAGGGUACCGUCGCGGCGAAGCCCCAUUGAACCGCGGGUGUAACAGAGACUUCGUCCGGACGCUGGUGCGCAGCAAACCGGAAGAUGCACCCGGCGAACGCGUCACUGGUGUCACCGUCUCUGUCCGUUGGUUCACGUUCGUGCCCACCGGUCCUCGUCUAAACCGGGUCCGAGAAGUUCAAGCGUCCGCGCCUAUGGCCGUGUGACAACUCUCUCGGUUUGGCCAGCUCUCUCGAGCCUGCGAUUGGCCCUCUCGAGCGUUGCCCGCGCGCAACACUCUACGUGGGUUGGAUGCGUGAAUGCCCGCGCCGCGCCUGCGUAAGUGCUACGACAUACUGCGUGUGCGUGUGCCAAGCGUGAAGAGAAGCCGCAGGGGCCUAAGGGUCCACGAACACCCGGAUCAGAGGUAUACACAUUGCCGUAGGAUGCUGUGGACUUCACGAUGUUCGCUGAUCUUGGUGUUGACAACGCUGGCGUCAUGCACAGACGCAUCGAAGGGGUCGAUAGAAGACGAGAGAACGAUCGACGAAGCGACGACGAGCAUCCCGACGGUUACGAUGGUCCCGGACGAGACCGAGGCGGCACCGGUGAAUAAUUCGUCAAACGCUGUAAAAAGUCCGGUCGAGGAGAAUGUUAAAGACUCGUCCCACGCGUCUUUGCCCUCGUCUUCGCCUUCGCCUUCGCCAUCGCCCGACACUGUUUGGGAGUGUCCAAAUAUUACAAAAACGGGCGUCGAGUGUUCCUGCGACUUUCCACACACGCUCCGAUGCACCGGCGAUAGAACCACGCUGCAGACUAUCAGCAAACACUUGAGAUCUAGUCGCCCAGGAACCAUUUCGCUCCUCGAUGUGACUGUCUCGGGCAUCUCCUUGUUACCAGCACGCUUUCUCGAAGGCGUCGCUCUUCAUGGCUUGGUAGUUUCCACAGGAGAACUAAGACGCGUUCACGAGAACGCGUUCACAGCGUUGGCAAGACCUCUUCAGGCCCUUGGAAUUCCCAACAAUCUCUUGGACUCUGUACCCACAGUUGCCUUGUCACACCUUGUUGGUCUGGAACGACUGGAUUUGUCGCAGAACAAACUGAAAACCCUAGAAGCGGACUCUUUCAAGGGGGUAUCAAAUCUAACGUACUUGGACUUAUGCGACAAUCUGUUAUCUCAACUAUCGCCGCAAGCUUUUGCCUCGUUACCCUCACUGCGCUCCUUGAGGAUGAGAGGCAACCGCUUGAGUGUGUCAGCGUUGUCAGCUCUCAGGGGCCUCAAGAUCUUGGAGGAACUCGACUUGUCGAACAAUCUGUUGCUAGGUCCGAUGGGUCCAAAUUUUCUGCCCAAAAUGCCACGUCUGCGGUCUCUGACUGUGUCGGAAAACGAGCUGUUUAACAUCACGCAAGGAGCACUGACAGGAUUGAGAAACCUGAGCUACCUCAGCCUGAACCAUAAUCAGAUCGAUGUGCUGGAGGACGACUCAUUCAAGUAUCUAUCGACUCUUACCAGGCUCGACCUGGCGAACAAUCGCAUCGUCGCGGUAUCCAGCGCCUCUCUGGCUCACUUGGAGAAAUUAACAACCCUGGACCUGACCCACAACUUUCUUAGAUCAUUGACCGCAGAUUUAGUAGUACCCCUGAAGAGCCUGCAAGAUCUUCGCCUCGACGACAAUGAUAUCACUAUGGUAGCCAGCGACGUGCCCACGUCCAAGCUCCGAUUGAAAAAGCUCUCGUUAGCUGACAAUCCUUUAAACUGCGACUGUACGCUCUUAGAAUUUGCCAACUGGUUGAGCAACUCUAGUUUAAACGAGGAAGAUAAAUCCUCCGCGGUUUGUGCCACGCCUCCAGCUUUGGAGAACGGUAUCCUGACGCAGGUAUCUCCUGGUAGUUUAUUAUGCGGCGAUCCAACGCCGCCUAUCACUACCAGAGAGCCUUCUACCGGAACUCAAUUAAUGCUGAAGGAGUUCCACUACGACAGAUCGACCGGCGUGAAUCUUCUGUGGCACGUGGAGAUGUGUACCGAGCGAUACACCUGCGAUACCUUGAUCGUCUAUGAAACUAUAGGCGACAGCGAAGUCCAGACUGUCUCCAGUUCCCUUCAUUGUGAUUCCCGUAUGAUGAGGGACCCCUGCUCGCUGCCGGUGGCUAUUCCAGCUUCCCUGAAUCUGCAACCAGGUCACAAGUAUCGCUACUGCGUUGUGAUCCUCGUACCAGGCAACUACGACGAGGUGUCCUUGGGCCUAGGCUGCAGUGACGUGCUCACGCUCGAGGAAACCAAACGUGACGUACAGAAAGAUCAAGAGACACCCGCUAUAGAGUCCACUGAUACCAAAAUAACUGGAGUUCACGUGAAUGUAUCAGAUCAAGGGUUCCUUCAUGUGGAUGUUAGCCUCUCAACUCCAAACAAAUUCAGUCUACCCGAAUGUGAAUUGUCUAUCGUUGUUUUCGACGCAGAAUCUGCAGUUCGCAAGCAGAAGCUGAACUGCAGCUUAACGUUCGUGACCCUAGAGGUUCUACUGCCUGGUCGCUACAAAGUUUGUGCCAGUCUUGACGAAAUGGACGAGGAAGACAUUAUUGGAAACUUCAUGGACGAUCGGGACCGGCUUCAUUGCGUCGAAGUGCAAGGAUUUAAGCAAAACACCGAGAUCAUUGUUUUGGUGAUCAUUGGGGCUGGCUGCGCUCUUUUGGUAGCGCUCGUAUUACUUGCCAGAAGCGUUGUGAAGAGGGUGAGACAUCCCAGGAUACAGACACAAUGUUUCCUACCCGCUCAGGAGUUUGAGAUCACUCAUAAAGCGCAUUACAUCAAAUUGUUAGCCACGACGAAAGUCUGAUUGAAUUGUUUCAAUCAACAGCUUUUCGUUCGUAGAAUGAACUAUAGUGUUGUACAAUGGCUUUCUGCGUCAUGAAGUGGUAGUUGAUAUUUAAUUGAGACACCGAUAGCUUUGUAAAUAAUACAGCUUAUUUUUGUUGACAAAACUUAAUGUUCUCAAGACAAGGCAAUAGUCUAGGUAGGAGUGAAUGGUGUGCCUGAUUAUAUUGCGAGGGAUCGUCCCCAUGAGCUACUAGUCACAGAGCUGAUAAUUCCAAGUAGAAGUAUCAGCAGAUUCUAGUAUAAAGACGAAUGUAAUAGAAUUAAGAUACGUUCUAUAUGGAAUUAUUUUGCGAGAAGUUGAUAGAAAAAAACGGGUGGAUUAUUAUAUGAAGUGUUCAUUUUCCACACCGCCGUUAUAAUUUCUUUGCGAAAGAGAAGACAAUGUGUCGAUUUUAUUGUAUUAUUUAAUUAAAGUAUAAUUGUUGAAUAAUAAAAUUUCCGGGUGCCAGAUAUGCGUCCACCAUUAACAAAAAGUGCGCUUCGAUUAGUGAAGGAGUUAUAUUUAUAAUGUUUUAGAUACUGUAUAAAGUUAGAAAACCUUUACUAAUACAUUAAGGAACUUGGCUUAUAUAUUUUUACAUUUUAUGUAAGUAUUUUGUUAUAAGCCUGUAAAUAUUUUAAUUAAUGUUCCUCUUUAUUACUCCCGCUCUAAUGAAUAUUCCUUAUUUUACUAUACUAUUAAUACUAGAAUUAUUCGUGUACAAAGUUUUUUAAAAAUCGCAGCGUAUAAAAAUAACUAACAACUUCGAUAAAAUAUAUAGUGGUGGUUGUUACAAGCUUGAAUAUGUGGACCAUCGAGUUUUAUUUCCAUCAUAGUUGAAUAUACUAUUAUUGUUGAAUUCUUGUCAUAGGCAACCGGAAUUUGAAUGGUGUUCAAAGAAUGAUACGUAGAUUAAAUAUUGUACAUUUAUGGUUUUUUA